This is a messenger RNA of Salarias fasciatus (jewelled blenny), 4674 nucleotides long. RefSeq names its product phosphatidylinositol-4,5-bisphosphate 3-kinase, catalytic subunit gamma (gene pik3cg). Bases 153 to 3518 code for a protein of 1121 amino acids. NCBI's taxonomy places the organism in Eukaryota, Metazoa, Chordata, Actinopteri, Blenniiformes, Blenniidae. Gene Ontology annotation, cellular component: phosphatidylinositol 3-kinase complex, class IA; phosphatidylinositol 3-kinase complex, class IB; plasma membrane. Gene Ontology annotation, molecular function: 1-phosphatidylinositol-3-kinase activity; 1-phosphatidylinositol-4-phosphate 3-kinase activity. The transcript has 24 exons. The record is from RefSeq and is a predicted model, not a curated record. Gene Ontology annotation, biological process: phosphatidylinositol-3-phosphate biosynthetic process; phosphatidylinositol 3-kinase/protein kinase B signal transduction; phosphatidylinositol-mediated signaling.
ACGAGAAACGCCGCAUUUCCUUUCAUCCAGGCUUUGUGUAUAAGCUUCUGGACUAUAUUUUAACUCUUGUUUAUCCUCGUAAACAAGCAUAGAUGCCUGAACUUUCGCCGCGGGCCGUCGGUUCUGUCGCCGUCCGCGUCCAUUGCUAGGCGAUGGACAGGCAGCAGAUGCAGGUGAGCGACGAAGAGCCAGAAGUCCUGCGACAAGAGAGCCGGAGGAGGAGGAGAAAGAAGGCCAUCACCUCGUCGUCCUGCGCCUCCAUGGAUCAGAUCACGGUGGAGUUCAUCCUGCCCACCGCCACGCGGGGGGGAAACGCUCCUGACACCCUGCAGCUGGAAGUGGCCGGAAACUGGACCGUAGAACAGGUGAAAGCUCAGGUGUGGCUGAAGGCGGUGACGCUGAACCUCUGUCCGGACUUCUACCAGAGGUUUUCCCCAGACCACUGCAUGCUGCUGUACCAGAAGAAAGGAAACAUUUGCGAGAUCUACGACAAACACCAAGUCUUCCAGACGCUGGAUUGCAUUCGCUACUGGAAAGCCCUGAAGAAAGAUGUGGGGCGGAUCCAGCUCGUACCCCGCCCGCAGCCGUCGGACGAGUCCGUGCACUACCAGCGCCACCUCAACUACUUGAUCGGCUACGACGUGACGGACGUCAGCAACGUCCACGACGACGAGCUGGAGUUCACGCGCAGGAAGCUGCUGACGCCCCGGCGCAUCGAGCUGCUGGACCGGGACCCCAAGCUGUACUCCAUGGACCCCUGGGUGACCCGCAAGCCGGUGCCUGAGCACCUCCUGACCAAGGUUAACAACGGUCACAUUCUGCUUGUGAUCCACGUCGGCACAGCCAGCCAGACCAUCAAGGUCUCCAUCGACGACACUCCGUCACAGGUGUUGUCGAGCUUCUUCACCAAGAUGACCAACAAAAGAGUGUUGCUGGGCAUCGCUGAGGACCAGUGCGAGGCAGACUUUGUCCUGCGUGUGUGUGGCAGAGAGGAAUACCUGUAUGGAGAGAAACCUCUUCAGAACUUCAACUGGAUCCGUCAGUGCCUAAAGAACGGGGAGGAGAUCCACCUGGUUCUGGAGGCGCCUCCUGAUCCCGACCUGGAUCAAGUGCAGAAGGAGGACUGGGCCCAGGUCGAUGACUGCACCGGAGUGGCAGGAACCCACGAGCAGCUGACCAUCGACGAGAAGGACCACGAGCGAGUCUUCACCAUCUCCAUGUGGGACUGCAACAGGAGGUUCAGAGUCAAGGUGCUGGGCAUCGACAUCCCGUCUCUCCCCAAAGUGCCGGAGUUCAUCGUCUACAUAGAGGCCAGCAUCUUCCACGGCCAGCAGCUUCUAGCGCAGGAGAGGACGACCUCCAAAACGUUCAACGAAGAAGUGUUGUGGAACUGCUGGUUGGAGUUCGGCAUAAAGAUCAAGGACCUGCCGAAAGGAGCUCGGCUCAACCUCCAGGUAAUCUGUGGGAAGCAGCCCCAGACUCCAAACUCCAAAUCGGGAUCGUAUCAGGACAGUCCUGCAGGAAGUGGAACCCUGGAAGGGAAGACCAAGAGCCGCCUCCUGUACUACGUCAACCUGCUGCUGGUGGACCACCGCUCGCUGCUCCGCCAGGGCGAGUACAUCCUCCACAUGUGGAAGAUGCCCGAGAAGAGCGACGAGAGCAGCAGCAGCAUCAACGCCGACAAGCUGACGUCGGCCACCAACCCGGACAAGGCGUCCUCCAUGGCCGUCGCCAUCCUGCUGGACAAGUACUGCUACCCGGUGGUGCUGCCCAAGAGCCGGGAGGGCGGGCGGGACGGCGGCGGCGGCGAGGAGGCGGAGGGAGGCGACAGAGGUCAGAGGGAGAUGCCCAACCACCUGAAGAAGCAGUUCGAGGCCAUCGUGAGGACCGACCCGCUGCACCCGCUCAGCCCCGAGGACAAGGAGCUGCUGUGGCACUUCAGGCACGAGUGCAUGCGCGACCCCAGAGCUUACCCGAAGCUGCUGGGCUCGGUGUGGUGGGGCAAGCAGGAGGACGUCCUCGCCACGCACCGCCUGCUGGACCGCAGCAGCGCCUGGGACACCAGCGGUCUGGACGUGGGUCUGGCCAUGCAGCUGCUGGACUGCCACUACUCCGACGCUCAGGUCCGCUCCAUGGCCGUGAGGAAGCUGGAGACGCUGGAGGACGACGACGUGCUCCGAUACCUGCUGCAGCUGGUCCAGGCAGUGAAGUUUGAGCCGUACCACGAUAGCGCUCUCGUCAGGUUCCUGCUGAAAAGAGCUCUGAGGAGCAAGCGAAUCGGCCACUUCCUCUUCUGGUUCCUGCGCAGCGAGAUCGCCCAGUCCAUGCACUACCAGCAGCGGUACGCCGUCCUGCUGGAGGCCUACCUGCGCGGCUGCGGCGGCGCCAUGCUGCUGGACUUCAGGAAGCAGGUGGAGAUGACCGAGGCUCUGCAGAAAGUCACCCGCGAGGUCAAGACCAUGUCCGCUGAGAAAUACGACGUGACGGCGCAAGUGGUGUUUCAGCUGCGCCAGAAGCUGGAGACGCUGCAGUUAUCCGGCCUGCCGCAGAGCUUCAGAGUCCCUUAUGAUCCGGGCCUGAGAGCUGGAGCGCUGAUGAUCGAGCAGUGCAAGGUGAUGGCGUCCAAAAAGAAGCCGCUGUGGCUGCAGUUCAAGCGGGCCGACGCCACCACGCUGUCCAAAGACCCCAUCGGCAUCAUCUUCAAGGACGGAGACGACCUCCGGCAGGACAUGCUCAUCCUGCAGAUCCUGCUGAUCAUGGAGUCGAUCUGGGAGACGGAGUCGCUGGAUCUCUGCCUGCUGCCGUACGGCUGCAUCUCCACCGGCAACCGCAUCGGGAUGAUCGAGAUCGUGAAGGACGCCACCACCAUCGCCAACAUCCAGCAGAGCGUGGUGGGAAGCACCGGAGCCUUUAAGGAUGAAAUCCUCUACCAGUGGCUGCGGGACAAGUGUGCCAGUGAGGACAAGUUCCAGCAGGCGGUGGAGCGCUUCCUGUACUCCUGCGGCGGUUACUGCGUGGCCACCUACGUCCUGGGCAUCGGAGACCGCCACAACGACAACAUCAUGAUCACCGAGUCCGGGAACCUCUUCCACAUCGACUUCGGCCACAUCCUGGGAAAUUACAAGAGCUUCAUGGGAAUCAGCAAGGAGUGGGUUCCCUUCGUGCUCACGCCGGACUUCCUGUACGUCAUGGGAACGUCGGGGAAGAGAAGCAGCCCCCACUUCCAGAAGUUCCAGGACGUGUGUGUGAAGGCUUACCUCGCCCUGCGGCAUCACACCAACCUGCUCAUCAUCCUCUUCUCCAUGAUGCUGAUGACGGGCAUGCCGCAGCUGACCAGCAAGGAGGACAUCGAGUACAUCCGCGAGGCGCUGACCGUGGGCCGCAGCGAGGACGAGGCGCAGCGCCACCUGCUGGACCAGAUCGAGAUCUGCAGGGAGAAAGGCUGGAUGGUUCAGAUCAACUGGUUCGUCCACCUGGUGCUGGGCAUCAAGCAGGGCGUGGAGAAGCGCUCCACCUAGGACGGGUCAGGACUCACCCAGGCCCUCCUUACAAACAUCUUUUCUGCAUUUUUAGACUCCGCGUAAGCGGAUGUUCAAAACUCAACAGUUUUCGUCUUAAACCUUAUUUUAAGUUUUAACGGUCACGGCGACGAGCUCGGUGCAAGUUUCUCUUUCAUACUUUCGGUCAUUUUUCCAGUCCGUGCAAUCAGAACGUUGCGCACUUUGUGAAAUCCGGCUGCAGGGAGCUGUGAAUCGUGGUCCGGCACAUUUCAAACGACUGACCAAGUUAGAUCCCGUCCUCAGCCAGAGCUUUUGUCUUCUCUUGAUGUUUUAUCGGUGCAAUCUGCGUCUCAGCUCGUGGCUCAGCUGGAUUUCAGGUUUCCAGAGGAACAUUCUGUACCUGACUGAACUCCAGAUUCACAUUAUUGAGCUGUCAAAUAGUUUUAUUCGUCAGUCCAGCUUCCGUCGUCACUACUGCUUGGCAGAGUCACUCUCCGAAUGGAGACUCUUAAUUUAAAAGCAUAAAGCACUUAGAGUGGAUGUGAUUGGUUCAGUUCAAGUCAUUGAUCGUAUCAGCGCAAACUCUUUGAGUCAUGGACUGUCUGCCAUUAAAUUAACAAAAGGGAAGUUGUGCACACUUAAAUAUAUUAGAUCAGGGGCUCCAAUGCAGCCUUUCAAAAUACCAAACAAAUGGUAAGAAUUCCAAACUAAAUAAAUGAUUUUUUUUUUUUUUUUGGACAUUUCACUUUAUUUUGUUUGGCUUUGUAAAAAUAGAGUCAUUUUCUUUUCGUAUACUCGAAGACUUGAAGUACACGGAUGAAUUAAAACCCAGUGUGUGUAAAUCCAACUUGCACUGUAAACCUUGUAGUUUUUACUCAGGAAACUGCCACAACUGGGACCCGAUCUGGAUUUAUUAAAUCUAAAGUGAUUAACUUAUAUUCGAUCAUUUGCUUUAACUUUGGGCUCAGUUGCUGUUUUUAUUAAUGUGACCAAGUCGAACAGCCAGUCCAGACAAUCAUGGGGGUUUUAUCAUCGUUUAACAGGAGCAGGACCUUGUUUCUGUAGAGAACUGGAUCUUUGUUUACAUUUGUAUUUAAAAAAAAAAGAGAGAAAGGAAAGGAGGUGGCUUCACGGCGAGGAAACGCUUCCCUCUUUACUUCAUUUCCAUUCGGUG